Molecule: messenger RNA, 324 nt
Organism: Lactuca virosa
Lineage: Eukaryota; Viridiplantae; Streptophyta; Magnoliopsida; Asterales; Asteraceae
Source: the annotation of a GenBank genome assembly
AUGUCGUCAAGUGAGUUGAACCCAAUCGAAUCACAACUCACCAAUAACACAACCACGGCUGAAAUCCAUGAGAUACCUUCCCUCCCCCGGUCAGAGUCUAACGUGUCGACCAACGCCGGUUCGGAAUUCCGUGAAGAACAGCGUAUAUUACGGAUGAUCUCCAACCGUGAAUUAGCCAGGCGAUCCAGGCAACGAAAGAUGAGGCAUUUAGAGGAACUAAGAGAAGAGCUGAACCGGCUAAGACUUGAAAACCAACACCUCAAAAACCGUCUCACUUGGCUUGUAUAUCAAUGUCGAAUUCAGGGUCACUCCAAACAUAUUUGA